CUGAUAGAGACGCGAGACGAAUUUUGGAGCGUUUAUUAUAAUUUCGGAGCACUUUAUAAAUCUUGGAUUUUGUUUUUAUCACAAGUGGGGAAACAAAAUACACCAAAGCGGACUAAAACUCGACAGACGAAUAAUAAACAUGUUGUGCAUUCCCAAUUCAGGGGACUGUUUCGGGGACCAGAUGCGAUACAGGAUGAGAUCUCUGCAGGAUUUGAAACAGAUUCCUGAACCCAUCGACCCUCCUAAUUGCUCUUACGCAGUAACGCGUGCCUGCCAAAAGAGGGUGCAACAGCGAGAGCAACUCAGCCACCUGCGAAUAUCUGACGUUAGCGAUGCCAGCACCUACGAUUCUGCCUGCUGCUUGGCCAGUCCGUUAGAGGAGGAGGAGGAGGAAGCUAGCGUUGAGCGUCUACCUCAGGGUUCCCCGUGUAGCGUGAAAAGUCUGGAUUUUGAUUCUGGAUAUUCCGAAGCAUCGUGGAAGGAUGAGGGCGUGGUGUUGCGAAGGACAAGGAAUGUACGCGUCUCAUCAUCUGCUUGUGUCCGCGCCAACCGAAUCCGACCCAAAUCUACGUCAGAUGCUUGCCUUGAACGUUGGACGUCAUUUGAAGCCAGUGAGACUGAGGACUGGACCACGUCUUUGCUAACCAGAGGACGUAACCGGCAACCCUUGGUUCUUGGGGACAACAGUUUUGCAGAUCUUAUUAAAAACUGGAUGGAUCUUCCAGAGUGCACAGAUUCUGAUGAACUAAAACCAAACGUUAGCCGUAAAAUAGCCAAGGACUUUCUGGUUAACAUGCGUCGGAAACUAACAGGCAUCACAAGGGGGAAAUCGGUGGAGACUUGCGCUAAACGGAUGUCUUGUCCUUUGGGUUUCCAAGUCAAAAAGCCAUUUUUUCACCAGUCCCACACAAGUUUGCACCAAGCGGGAUCAGACUUUUACCAGUUUAGUGCUCUUAUGAAGACAGGAAGUAGGCAGCCUAUCAUAUGCAAGGACAUCAUUGGAUACAUCUGAUGUAUUUAUUACGAAAGCAGACUCAUCCUUUGAGAUUGCCUAUACAUUGUUGCCUUAUUAUUUCCUAUAACAUGCUUCUAAGUGUUCAUAAAUAUUGUAAUA
Xyrauchen texanus (razorback sucker) is the source of this 1114-nucleotide messenger RNA. RefSeq names its product PAK4-inhibitor inka2-like. Gene Ontology annotation, cellular component: nucleus. Lineage: Eukaryota; Metazoa; Chordata; Actinopteri; Cypriniformes; Catostomidae. Gene Ontology annotation, molecular function: protein kinase binding; protein serine/threonine kinase inhibitor activity. Bases 140 to 1012 code for a protein of 290 amino acids. The transcript has 3 exons. The record is from RefSeq and is a predicted model, not a curated record.